Molecule: messenger RNA, 3346 nt
Organism: Spirodela intermedia
Lineage: Eukaryota; Viridiplantae; Streptophyta; Magnoliopsida; Alismatales; Araceae
Source: the annotation of a GenBank genome assembly
AUGUCGGGAACGACUGCGUGUUUCGUGAUCGUCAGUCGGAACGACAUUCCCAUCUACGAGGCGGAGCUUGGUUCCUCCGCCGUCCGGGUAUCCAUCCCCCUCUCGCUUGCCACAGCUCGUCGUCUCUUUUUUCUUUUCUUCUUUCCCUUUUUUCUUGCGUAAUUUUUCGGAGACCUGGUUGUCGGUGGCUCGGAUGGCAGAAGGAAGAAGCGGCCCACCAGCACCAGUUCAUACUCCAUGCCGCCCUCGACAUUGUCCAAGAUGUCGCCUGGACCACGAGCGCUAUGUACGUGAUAAUUGCUCGUGGAUUUCUAUCCUUUUUAAACGAUCUCGUUUCUGCAUAUUUCAUCCCAGAGCGGAACCAUUUCUACCACGCCCACUUUCCCCUCAAUUCUCUGACCUGCGUUUUGAUUAGAUGUCCUUGCAAUGAUUCCACAGGUUCUUGAAGUCGGUGGACAGGUUCAACGAUCUGGUGGUGUCCGUUUACGUCACUGCUGGUCAUAUCCUUCGAGUUCCGAUCUCUUAUUCGUCAUUUCUGUAAGAAAAUUUUGAACAGUUCCGAGCAGUGAUGACGGUGAGCAUCGAUGUAUGAGAGAGCCCGGCUUUUAGGGAUUGCAUAGUAUUCAUCUCUCACAUGAGUCAGGUAUAGAAGAAGAGGCAAGAAGUGUUCCCUCGGUGCUGGAUUCUUAAAGAGGAAAGAAGGGGUGUUGCAGAACGAUUUCUGGAGUACCGUCGAGUCCGACUGACCUCCAAUCCUGAUUGAGUACCGUCGGCAUUCUCGUGGACAUGCUCGAUCUUAGAAUUGCUGUAUCUAAUUGGUUGAAAGGACUUAUUCAGAGAAGGCUUCUAACGUGACUGCUGCAUAUAACUGGUUCGUACGGCUUCUUCUAAGAAGGCUGUUGACUUGAUUGUGGAUCUUGUUGAUCUAAUAAUCGCCGAUCACAACUGUGACAGCUCCACUCUCUCUCUUGGGAAGGCUGCCAAGGUAGCUUUAUGCUCCAUAUUACUUGCUUCAGAAAAUAUUUGACGAUUUUUGAUUAGUAAGUUAUAGUCGGACUACAAAGUCGGUCCUCUCUCUGGAGUAUGCCUGUUGCGACAACAUUUUGAAGCAGUUAAUGAAGGAGAAGAAAAGAAACUGCCAAAAGGUUUCCAUUUCCUUAGCUGCAAAUUUGAUAUUUGUAUGAAAAUUUCGUGAUGUCUUGGUUUCAUGGAUAAUGUUUUUGUUUCGCGAGUUGGAUCAUCUGUGGUUGCAUUUAUUUUGUUUCAUACCCUGCGAAAGUUCUCCUUGACCUAGUUAUCAUACACACUAGAUUGAUGCUGCUCCAUGAUUCCCGCAAUGAAGAUGGAAUAAAGAGCUUCUUCCAAGAGGUUCAUGAGCUUUAUAUAAAGGUAUCCUUGUGCUGCUUAGGGAUCUCGUGUUUUACAACAAACGGAAUGGAUUUUCUGAUGUCUCCAAGUGCUAUUAUUUCGGGUAUUAUCUUUUAUAAAUUAAAAGGAUGCGGUCUAUGAAUACUUUGAUGAUUAUCCAAAAGUGAUGUUUUUAUGUGGGAAGCUGGUUGACACCACAGUUUCGUGCUGUAAAUAUGUUGGAAAAUAAGGCUAAAAGAAAAGAAAAACAGAAGCAGUGCACGGCUAUGAAAGUCAGAACCUCCAGCAGGAGUCUGAGAAACAAUUGAUGGGUUGUGCAUAAGGCACCAGUCCAGCCCAAGCCCAUUGUUCCGAAACUUUUUACUGCUCAUCCCUCAACAUGAUUGUUCCUUUCUGUUACUUUUAAAUCAUCAGGAGGCACGUUCCUUGAGAAAGUUUCCCACUUCGUACCCAUUUUCUGAUGGUCGCCAGAGGGCAUCUGGUUGACUACUUCCUUUUCUCGGUAUUUUUUUUUUGCUUUUAUAUCUUUCCAGUAACGCCAUAUUUUAAAAAAUCUGAUCCACUCAUCAUGACAGUCAUGAGAACUGGUGUAAUUAGGUUUCUUUUCUUUUUACCUGGAGAAGCCCGAUUCAAAUAUACCGAAAAAUGGAACUAGGGCCUCUGUGGAACUGGUUACUUCUUAGGACAUCGAUUCAGAGCAGGGAUAAAGGGUUAAAACAUUUCCGUGUGAAGAAAACUUUGUUUGGAAAUGAAAAUUCUUUCAAGGAAAUCGAUUGAGCUUUGUGUAGUAAGAAAUACUUGAAAGAACACAAGCACAUUCUUCACAAGGAAAUCAAGGAAACUGUCUAUCCAACAACACAAGCACAUUCUUCCUUAAUGCUGGGCUAAUCUGUAGUAAGAAAUACUUCAUGACUGUGAAAUAGCAUGCUUGUUCCCCAAAAGAAUUUAUUAGUCUUGCUUAUGCUCUAACGCACCCUCUUCUGGCUUUGCCAGUGUGUGGUACGGCAAAACAUGGUCAGAUCAAACUAGAAGGUUUAGGCUAUUGUUGAAAGUGUCUAAUCCUGAUCUUGUGCACUUUGACAUCGACCAGAGAUUGCCUGACCUCAGACCCCCCCUCCCCCCCCUCCCCAGCUGCCAAGCUUGAAGCAGUAGAUGGGGUUAGGUCAGUAUGGUCUGUUGAGGGGGAGAUGGAUAAAUGUAGUUGAGGUUGAGAACUCAUUAAAUUCCAUACAUUCGUCUGUUAGAACACAUGCAAAUUUCAUCCUCAGGAAGUGGGAAAACAGGAAUCUCUGCUAAUGUUAUGUCUAUCGCAGCACCAAACAUCGUGACAAUUUGACAAGUCAAACAAUUCUUACCUGCGUUGUUUGACUUCAGUCUCUUCUAAUUGCACCAGCCACAGAAUACAUUCCAAUAUAAUUAUCGUAUAUUAAUGAACUCUUGCCCUUCUAGCGAGGCUUAUGAUUUCUCAUCCUUGUAGCCCCUUUCACUGCAGCCAUGUCCAGCCAGUCCCUAAAACAUGUCGUGCCAUUGUUUCCCAGAUGUUUCUCUUUUUCUGCUGGGGGCAUUUUUUUUUCAUUUUGCGAUUUAUUUACCUUAAAAUAUUUUGAUCAAUUGAAAUUAUUCGCAAAUCCCUGAGCUUUAAAGAAUAAGCAAGCGCAGAUCUGAAAUGGGGUGGGGGUAGUUUCCGAUUCUCAUCGAAGGGGGGGCAAAGAAAGGAGUACUUAAGAUAUCUGUAUGCAUCUAUGUCUGCGAUCAGUAGCUUAGAACCUUGCAACCAUGGAGUGAUUCCUGUGUCCUGCUAUCAGUCUUGUCUCCGCUGUACCAUCCUGCGUGAAGAUCUUCUGGGGGGCAUUUGCAGUCUCACCUUUCUUUCUGUUCCUUGCAGAUUCUCCUAAACCCGCUCUACCUGCCUGGGUCGCGGGUUACUUCUUCGCACUUCGACACCAAAGUCAGAGCCCUGGCGAGGAAGUUUCUCUAG